Molecule: messenger RNA, 1014 nt
Organism: Theobroma cacao (cacao)
Lineage: Eukaryota; Viridiplantae; Streptophyta; Magnoliopsida; Malvales; Malvaceae
Source: RefSeq, a predicted model, not a curated record
AUGAGAUAUGUAUUCAUCUACAAGAAAAAUGUUGACAAGUUCGAGAAUAAACUUGAGGUGUUGAAAGCAAAAAGAACAAGUGUGCAGCUAGAGGUCGAUGUUGCAGACAGGAAAGGGGAGAAGAUAAAACCGGACGUCGAGCUUUGGUGCAAGACAGUGGAUAAGGUAAUCAAUGAAGAUGUGAAGAAAAUGAAGGAUCUUGAAGACAAAGCAAAAAACAACUUCAAGUCUCGCUACCAGAUUAGCAAGAAAGCAGAAGAAGGUGUCGCGGCUGUUGACGAUCUUAUCCAACAGUACUGUCAAUUUAACGGAGCGGGAUACCGUGAUGUUCUAGAAGCCCCCAAGUGUGCAGCUUCUAAAAAUUAUAAGGCUUUUGAUUUAAGAAAGGAGGUUUUGGACGGAGUUAUAGAGGUAUUAAAAGAUUCUGCCAUCAGCACGGUAGGGGUGUACGGGACGGGUGGUGUGGGCAAAUCCACACUAGUCAAUCAAGUUACCGUACAAGUUGAAGAGGAUAACUUAUUUGACUGGGUGGUUAAAACAACUAAAGAGAAGAAGAUUCUCAUUGUUUUAGAUGAUAUUUGGGCGAGACUAGAUCUAGAAGAAGUCGGAAUUCCUUUUGGAGAUCAACACGAGGGAUGCAAGAUACUGCUGACGUCAAGAAAUCAAGAUCUUCUAAUCAAUGAGAUAGGUGUUAAGAAUACUUUUGCAAUCGAUGUUUUGAAUGAAACAGAAGCUUGGGACCUGUUUAAGGAGAUGGUUGAGAACAAUUUUGAAGAUCUUGAGUUACGAUCUGUAGCAACUGAGGUAACCAAAAAGUGUGAAGGAUUGCCAGUCGCAAGAGCUUUGAAAAGCAAAGAUAUGUAUGCAUGGAAGGAUGCUUCUUUGAAACUUCAGAGUCCUUCUCCAAGCAGCUUCACAGGGAUACCAGCAACUUUAUAUUCAGCUAUAAAGCUGAGUUACAAUUCUUUGGAAGUGAGGAACACAGACAGACUUUCUUGCUUUGCGGUCUACUAG